AUGAACUACGCGAUCCUCAUGUUCCGGGUGCGGAUCGUCCACUCCUUCUCGGUGGUGUUCCUCUACUGGUUCUACGCCCUCGAAAAUGGGUUCGGUUCGGCGUCAGGCGAGCUGGGAUCCGAUGGCGACCUGAGGCUCGGUGGGGUGGCCGAUGAUGAAAGGAAGAGGAAGAGGAUGGAGUCCAACAGGGAAUCGGCCAGGCGCUCCCGGAUGAGGAGGCAGAAGCAGCUGGAGGAUUUGGUCGGAGAAGUGGGGCAACUGCAGCAGGCUAACGCUCAGCUCGUGGCGAGUAUCAAUGCGGCUGCGCAGAAGUAUGCUGAGGUUGAAUCGGCCAACAAUGUCCUCAGGAUGCAACUUACCGACAGGCUCCGGUCCCUGAACUCGGUGCUUGAGAUCGUGGAGGUGGUCAGUGGGCUCGCGAUUGAUAUUCCCGAGAUUCCCGACCCGUUGAUGAAGCCCUGGCAGAUCCCUCGUCCGAUACAGCCCAUAAUGGCAUCUGCAGACCUGUUUGAGUGCUGAUGUAUCGAUUACCGUCGCAAAUGUGGAAAGAGCGCUUUGGAUUUUAGAUUCUCUUUACCUCUGUGGUUGAUGUGAAUAUUGUCUGAUGUCUCUGAUGUUCAUACUUCUUGGCAGUUGUAAAAUGUCGGUUCCCUGUCUGAUGACUGGAUUUGCUCUCUUUUUUGUACAAGGGGGUGUCGUUUUCACCCUCAUUAGCUUUCGAAAUUUCCAUGAUGAUGAAUGGUUGUAAGAAACCUAUAUUUGCAGUUUGUGGACAAAGACAUGUUGCCAUGCUGUAUCCCCGUGCUUCUUUCAGCAGAAUAUGGUUUGUCAGAUUUUCA
Eucalyptus grandis is the source of this 839-nucleotide messenger RNA. RefSeq names its product bZIP transcription factor 53. The record is from RefSeq and is a predicted model, not a curated record. Gene Ontology annotation, biological process: positive regulation of DNA-templated transcription. Gene Ontology annotation, molecular function: DNA-binding transcription factor activity; transcription cis-regulatory region binding. Bases 1 to 519 code for a protein of 172 amino acids. Lineage: Eukaryota; Viridiplantae; Streptophyta; Magnoliopsida; Myrtales; Myrtaceae. Gene Ontology annotation, cellular component: nucleus. The transcript is spliced from 2 exons.